Messenger RNA from Diachasma alloeum, 970 nucleotides. RefSeq names its product proteasome subunit alpha type-6. Bases 63 to 803 code for a protein of 246 amino acids. Gene Ontology annotation, biological process: ubiquitin-dependent protein catabolic process. Gene Ontology annotation, cellular component: proteasome core complex; cytosol; proteasome core complex, alpha-subunit complex. The transcript has 4 exons. Lineage: Eukaryota; Metazoa; Arthropoda; Insecta; Hymenoptera; Braconidae. The record is from RefSeq and is a predicted model, not a curated record.
CCACUACCGCCGCCAUCAUUACGUCUUUUUCUGUUUCUCCGGUGAUUUACAGUCAAGCAAACAUGGCGAGAGGCAGUAGUGCUGGUUUUGACAGGCAUAUUACGAUUUUUUCACCUGAAGGGCGACUUUACCAAGUCGAGUAUGCUUUUAAAGCCAUUAAUCAGGGCGGACUGACGUCUGUGGCUGUCAAGGGAAGCGACACUGCGGUGUUUGCGACACAAAAGAAAGUUCCUGACAAGCUUCUGGAUGCCUCAAGUGUCACACACGUCUUCCAACUCACCGAGUACAUAGGGUGUGUGAUGACAGGCAUGAUUGCUGACAGCAAAUCGCAAGUGCAGCGGGCUCGUUACGAAGCAGCCAACUUCAAAUACAAGUAUGGAUAUGAGAUCCCAGUGGACACACUCUGUCGUCGAGUCGCUGAUAUCAGCCAGGUCUACACGCAGAACGCAGAGAUGAGGCCACUGGGGUGCUCAAUGAUGCUGAUUGCUUAUGAUCAGGAGAAAGGUCCCUCCAUCUACAAAGCCGAUCCCGCUGGCUACUUCUGCGGUUAUCGGGCCAUCUCUGUCGGCGCCAGGCAGACGGAGGCCAACUCCUACCUCGAGAAGAAGUUGAAGAAGAAGCAAAACUACAACCACGACGAGACCAUUCAACUAGCAAUCACAUGUUUAUCAACGGUCCUCUCUGUUGAUUUUAAACCCUCGGAAAUCGAGGUCGGAGUUGUCUCCAAGGAUAAUCCCAAAUUCCGGGUUCUCAAUGAGCAAGAAAUUGAUAAACAUCUUACUGCCAUCGCUGAAAAGGAUUAAUUCGCAUUUUUUCGAACGUUUGUUUUGAUUAUCCAAUAAAUAGCUUAAAGAUACAAUUUUUUUUUGUUUAAUUUCAAGGUUUCGUCAUUGGUAAAUCAAGAAAGCAUAAGUUUUUGCAGCUGUGGGUUUUUGAGAUUUUUCAAUAAACUUGUGCAAUUUUUUAUGAA